GGAACACUUCUGUUUGGUCCGCCGCGUUCGGUAAGCUGGUAACAGUUUCUGGUUGUCAAUUGUUUCUGUUUGUCGCUGUCGACCUGAAACACGACCUGUGGGAAUGGCUGACAUGUCCGCAGCGUUUUCUGCAACUGGCUUCAGCUUGGGAAGGGGUCGUGGCUUGAAGACAGUGUCAAGCAGUCUACCAUCUGUUGGUGCCGUAACAAAUGCCACCAGUAAUGGUUGGGCCCCUACCAGUAGAACUGGUGGCGACUCUGGUUGGGACAAUGGCGCUGCUGCUUCAAAGCCUGCAGACUCUGGGUGGAAUUCGCAGCCCGCCGACUCUUGGAAUUCCACGAGUAACGGGGGUGAAAGUUCUGGCUGGGACCCACCAAGCACCAACGGUGUCGGUUGUGCAGUGAACGUGUCUGACGACCCAUGGCAAGAGACUCCUUCGAACGACGUGCCGUCGUACGGUGGUGGUGGUGGUGGCGGAGGCCGUGGUGAUCGCGGUGGAAACAGAAGGCGCUUUGGCGACAGUGACAGGGGCUUCCGUGGUUCAGGCCAGAGGCCAAGCAGAGGUUGUUUCAAGUGUGGCCAGGAGGGCCACAUGAGCCGGGACUGUCCUAAUGCGGACUCCGGUGGGGGUGGCGGAAGAUCUGGCAACAGAGGUUGCUUCAAAUGUGGCCAAGAAGGCCACAUGAGCCGAGAGUGUCCUAAUGCAGACUCUGGAGGAGGCAGGUCUGACAACAGAGCUUGUUUCAAGUGUGGCCAGGAAGGCCACAUGAGCCGGGAUUGCCCUAAUGCUGACUCUGGGGGAGGCAGGUCUGACAACAGAGCUUGUUUCAAGUGUGGCCAGGAAGGCCACAUGAGCAGGGAUUGUCCAAAUUCUGGUGGGGAUAGCGAGCGACCCAAGAGAGGUUGCUUCAACUGUGGUGAGGAUGGCCACAUGAGUCGUGACUGCCCCAACCCACAGCAGGAGAGGAAGAAGGGCUGCUUCAAGUGUGGUCAAGAGGGCCACAUGAGCAGAGACUGUCCCAACGCCGAUUCUGGAGGAGACAGCAGGGGUGACUCUGACAGGCCCAAGGGCUGCUUCAAGUGCCAGCAAGAAGGACACAUGGCAAAGGACUGCACCAAUGAACCCGUCCCACGAAUGGGACCCGACGGCAAGCCCAUGGAAGCUCCGUAUAUUCCUCCCGCCCUACCAACGGAUGAGGACUCUUUGUUCUCAACGAUAUCUACUGGAAUCAACUUUGACAAAUACGACGCCAUCCCCGUCGAAGUAAGCGACGCAAAAUUGCGUGUCCCAUUCACAUCUUUUGAGGAAAUGGGGCUGUGCGACCUCCUCAAGAGCAACCUUCGUCGAGCAAAGUACACCAAGCCAACACCAGUUCAGAAAUAUGCCAUCAAGAUCGUGCUCGCUGGCAGAGACCUCAUGGCAUGUGCCCAAACGGGGUCUGGAAAAACGGCUGCCUUCAUGCUGCCAAUCCUACACAGCUUGCUGAAGGACCCCAACCUUGAGAACCCAUCAAACCGUGAAGUUCAAACACCCUUGGCUGUUGUUUUGUCCCCGACACGUGAGCUGGCUAUUCAGAUUGCCAACGAUGCCAACAAGUAUGGCUACGACUCUAUUCUCAAGACAGUGCUUCUUUACGGAGGCACGUCUGUGAAUUACCAGUUGUCUCAGCUCUCCCGGGGAUGCCAUAUCCUAGUGGCAACUACCGGUCGCCUCAAGGACUUUGUCGAGAGGGGAAAGGUGUCAUUUGAAAAGCUGCGCUACCUUGUGCUAGACGAGGCUGACCGCAUGCUGGAUAUGGGCUUUGAAGCUGACAUUCGGGCCAUUUGUGGCAACCCGUCUAUUCCUGCCAAGGGCCAGCGACAGACACUCAUGUUUUCAGCCACAUUCCCAGAGAGCAUCCAGAUGCUUGCUCGAGAGUUUCUACAUGACAGUGUUCUGCUGAGUGUGGGGAUCCUUGGAUCGGCCAACUCUGACGUUCAGCAGAGGGUCUUCAAAGUAACUCAGUUUGAGAAGAGGCAGAAGUUGUUGGAGAUUCUCAAUGAGGAAGGAAGUGACAGGGUUAUGGUUUUUGUGGAGAAAAAGAAGACUGCAGAUUUUUUGGCAGCUUUUAUUUCACAGAAAGCUAUCAAGACCACAAGCAUACAUGGUGACCGGUUUCAGAGGCAGCGUGAAGAGGCCCUCACAGACUUCCGCCGCGGAGUGUGCCCAGUGAUUGUGGCAACUGCAGUGGCAGCCCGUGGACUCGAUAUCAAGGAUGUACGUCACGUUGUCAACUACGACUUGCCUCAGAGCAUUGACGAGUACGUCCACCGUGUGGGGCGUACGGGACGUGUGGGCAAUUUGGGCAGAGCAACGUCUUUCUAUGACUCGGAUGCUAAUGGAUCCAUUGCAAGGGCACUCGUCAAGACACUGUCGGAAUCCCAGCAAGAGGUUCCAGACUGGUUGGAGCAUGAAGCGAAGUACGGUGGAAGCGGUGGCGAUUUUGGAGGCGGAGCUAACUGUGGUGGUGAUGCGCCUCAGAGCUACAGAUCGGAAUCGUGGGGAUCAACAAGCGGCGGUGCUGGUUAUUCUGCUCAGCCAUGUGUCGAAGAGGAGUCCUGGGGCUAAAGCAAGGGACAGCUGUGUUUGUGACUGUUCUCCCAUUAUCUGCUUGCCUGCCCCCGCUUAGGAAACAACUACAAAUCCAGGGCACAAUACAAGCAGUGUUGUGCACGUCUCUAUGUGGUGCAGUAGGGUGGCCUGUGCCCUUAGGACGGUUUUUCAAGUUUUAAACAUUUUCCUCACUUUGUGCUUUAUUUCUGUUCCUCCAUGAAGACGAGAGUUUGUACAUAAACUGACGGGUGGAAGUUGUGCUUUCAUUUGGUUGGUACAUAUUUUACUGUUUGCUGAAAAUGUUUGCAGAAAUAAAGUAUUUUUCGACGCA
Messenger RNA from Ornithodoros turicata, 2924 nucleotides. RefSeq names its product probable ATP-dependent RNA helicase vasa-like. Gene Ontology annotation, biological process: cell differentiation; gamete generation. Lineage: Eukaryota; Metazoa; Arthropoda; Arachnida; Ixodida; Argasidae. Gene Ontology annotation, molecular function: zinc ion binding; ATP binding; RNA binding. The transcript has 18 exons. Gene Ontology annotation, cellular component: nucleus; P granule. The record is from RefSeq and is a predicted model, not a curated record. The coding region runs from base 104 to 2608 and encodes 834 amino acids.